Eucalyptus grandis is the source of this 695-nucleotide messenger RNA. Its product is annotated as G-type lectin S-receptor-like serine/threonine-protein kinase B120. The coding region runs from base 49 to 588 and encodes 179 amino acids. Gene Ontology annotation, biological process: protein phosphorylation. NCBI's taxonomy places the organism in Eukaryota, Viridiplantae, Streptophyta, Magnoliopsida, Myrtales, Myrtaceae. The transcript is spliced from 3 exons. Gene Ontology annotation, molecular function: ATP binding; protein serine/threonine kinase activity. The record is from RefSeq and is a predicted model, not a curated record.
GUCAUACAUCGAGACUUGAAAGUAAGCAACAUUCUCUUGGAUGAAAAGAUGAACCCGAAAAUUUCAGAUUUUGGGCUAGCACGAAUGUUUGAGGGCACUCAAGUUUUGGUGAACACUCAAAAAAUUGUUGGAACACUUGGCUAUAUGUCUCCUGAGUACGCCAUGGGUGGAAUAUUUUCCGAGAGGUCCGAUGUCUAUAGCUUUGGAGUGUUGCUACUUGAGAUAGUAAGCGGCAAAAAGAACACAACCCUGUAUGACCAGGGACAUCUGAAUCUCCUUUCCUACGCAUGGCAAUUGUGGAGUGAUGGCAAAGCAUUGGACCUAACGGAUGUAGCAAUGGCUGUUAGCUCUCAUUUGGAGGUAACGAGAUGCAUCCAUGUUGGGCUUCUCUGUGUUCAGGACCAUGCCACGGAUAGACCAAACAUGUCGAAUGUGGUUCUGAUGUUAAGUGGCGAGUCAGAUCUUCCUCAGCCGAGGCAGCCUAUAUUCACUUUCCAAGCUGAAAUGCCAAAUCGUUCUAUUCCAUCACAGCAAGAAAGCAUCCAGUCUGUUAACACUAUCACUAAUACAGUGGUCGAAGGAAGAUGACUAUCUAUUUUCAUUUUUCUUUUUCUUUUUUUUGGAGAUGACUUUGUUGUUAUUUUUUAAGAUUUUAGUGUUAAUUCAAUUCAAGGAUGGCUUUAGUCCACUCUGAA